GGGGUGAAGCCCAUAGGGUGAUAUGGAUUAGCGAUUAGCAGCGAUAGUUUAAUUUGCGAUUCGGCUCUGCUCAACACUCAACUCAGGAGAUCCAAGGAGGGCAAAAGAGCUCUGAAAAUGGCGUCGGCGAUCACGCGAUCUGGUCUUCUUCGAAAUACUCUUCGCGGGGGUUCUCGGGCCUCUGCUCCUACCAAGAGACGCUUCUCUUCCUCUGCUCAUAAUGAUGAUGCAUAUGAGGCUGCUGAGGCAUCAAAGUGGGAGAAGAUAACAUAUUUGGGCAUUGCUACAUGCACUAUCUUAGCUUUCUAUAAUCUAUCAAAGGGCCAUCCCCACUAUGAGGAGCCUCCUCCAUACCCAUAUUUGCACAUUCGCAACAAGGAGUUCCCAUGGGGACCAUAUGGUCUUUUUGAGAAGAAGCCCCAUUAAGCGACAAGGUUCAACUGCAAGGAGACCUCUGAAGUACCCUGUUUUUAGCACGUUCUUCUCUUGUUGCCAGUAAUUGGAUAACUUGGGAUGUUUAUCGAAUUGAUGUUUAAUUCGGUGACUUUGCAAACGGCUAGUUCUUUAGUUUGUGUUCUAUUUUCUUCUACCUGUGCGCUGGUUGCUGCUGAAUAAAUGAGGAAAGAUUUCAGAUU
Manihot esculenta (cassava) is the source of this 635-nucleotide messenger RNA. RefSeq names its product cytochrome c oxidase subunit 6a, mitochondrial. The transcript has 4 exons. Gene Ontology annotation, cellular component: mitochondrial inner membrane. The record is from RefSeq and is a predicted model, not a curated record. Bases 118 to 426 code for a protein of 102 amino acids. Gene Ontology annotation, molecular function: enzyme regulator activity. Gene Ontology annotation, biological process: mitochondrial electron transport, cytochrome c to oxygen. NCBI's taxonomy places the organism in Eukaryota, Viridiplantae, Streptophyta, Magnoliopsida, Malpighiales, Euphorbiaceae.